Messenger RNA from Exaiptasia diaphana, 1699 nucleotides. RefSeq names its product cleavage stimulation factor subunit 1. Gene Ontology annotation, cellular component: mRNA cleavage stimulating factor complex. NCBI's taxonomy places the organism in Eukaryota, Metazoa, Cnidaria, Anthozoa, Actiniaria, Aiptasiidae. Gene Ontology annotation, biological process: mRNA 3'-end processing. The record is from RefSeq and is a predicted model, not a curated record. Gene Ontology annotation, molecular function: RNA binding; protein binding.
UGUAAUUCGUAAAGUAACGUGUGUAUGAAGAUGGAAGAGGCCGUGAAAGAGCGAGAAAAUCUCUACAAACUAAUUAUAAGCCAACUACGAUAUGAUGGAUGCGAGGCCAUUGCUGCUAGCCUGGCUAAAACUACCAACAUUAUAAGUCCAUGUCCUCCAUCAGCAAGACUACAUCAAGUUGUCAAUCUUGGAUUAAGAGCAGAAGCUGAAGGCUCUAGGCCAGAGAAUCCCCAAUUACCUGGACUUACUAGUAACACCAAGGUUCCAGCCAAGGGAAUUGAUCUGGAAUAUGAACCAGAUGAUCACGGAACCACUCCACCAGCAGCCAUGUAUGAAACCUAUUACGUCACUGCUCAUAAAGCACCGUGUAGGACUGCAGCAUUUAGUGCCAGCGGUAGACUAGUGGCGACGGGUUCUGUAGAUGCGUCAAUCAAGGUUCUUGACGUGGAUCGAAUGGUUGCAAAAAACACGAUGCCUCAGACACACGACCAAGGACAAGGAAUGAACCUGGAAAACCACCCCGUAAUACGAACCCUGUACGACCAUCAAGAGUUCGACUCUACGAUAUCAACACGUUUCAAUGCUUCGUCUCAGCAAAUCCUAGGGAGUUCCACACAGCACCCGUUACCAUGGUCAAGUAUGCCCCUACAGGGAAUCUUUAUGCAUCGUCAAGUGUGGAUGGAUCCAUUAAGGUUUGGGAUGGAGUUAGCAAUAAAUGUGUUGCAACGUUCCCUCAGGCCCACAAGGGCGCAGAGGUCUACACAGUUCAAUUCUCACACAACUCUAAAUAUCUCAUAUCGUGUGGCAAGGAUAAUAUUGUGUUUCUAUGGGAACUAUCGACAGGACGAGCUGUAAAUAUGUACACAGGMGCAGCGAUGUCAAACUAUCGAACUCAAGCUGUAUUCAACCAUACCGAGGAUUUCAUUCUUGUUGCCGACGAGAAAAAUAARAGUAUAUCAUGCUGGAACACAAGAACCACAGAAAAACAGAAGUCGCUUAUUUCAGGUCAUAACAAUCAUAUCCGCCAUCUGGUCCAUUCUCCCGCCGGGGCUGCGUUCAUUUCGUGUAGCGAUGAUUUCCGCGCAAGAUUCUGGUAUUGUGAGGGUGUGUAGCAUGAUAGAGGCCUGGUAUUUUUAGAAUAUUAUGGGCUGUAUGCUUUAACAUAUCACGUGACCCCAUAUCUCCAAAAUAUAGCAGAUACAGACUCUUACAGCAUMUGAGAAAAAGUAACUUAAAUAUUUUCAAGUCGACGUUUUAACUUCAAAGAUGUAAUAGAAGAUAUCUUUUUGCAAUUUUCUACGUUUGUCUGUCUGUCUGACACAGGAAGUCCGAAACCAAUUUGCAAAGGAUUUGCAUUCUUUCUUGGGAGUACUCACAUCUCAUGGAAACCAUAAAUUGCACUUGGUAGCUCAGUUAAUCUUUUGUAAUGUGUCUGCUAUUGAGUUUCUUGUUGUAUUUCAUGGUYGGUUUAGUAGAACCCCCUUAAUUUUGGGGAGGUAGGGUCACGUGACCUUUAGGAGAUAUGAAUAAUUCCCCCUUACAGUAUUUAUAAGUCAUGCCCCACGUACAGUUGGUACAUUUGUUUUGUGGUCAAUCACUAGUUGAGAGUUCAAAAUUGAGUGUGACAUGAUCGAGAAAUCUCAAUAAAUUACUUUGUAAAAGUAAAUUGAUAUUUGAAUAAACGCUUUUUUUUGCGAUU